Messenger RNA from Columba livia (rock pigeon), 1116 nucleotides. Its product is annotated as heat shock transcription factor, X-linked. NCBI's taxonomy places the organism in Eukaryota, Metazoa, Chordata, Aves, Columbiformes, Columbidae. The record is from RefSeq and is a predicted model, not a curated record. Bases 1 to 1116 code for a protein of 371 amino acids. The transcript is spliced from 2 exons. Gene Ontology annotation, molecular function: DNA-binding transcription factor activity; sequence-specific DNA binding. Gene Ontology annotation, biological process: regulation of DNA-templated transcription.
AUGUCCCACUGGUACCCACAGCCAGGCGGCACCAGUUGGCCGUCAGUUGCCGACUGGCAGGACAAGGCUUGGCUGUCCAGGGCAGUGGCCAGUGAAAGAAACUCCGGUCCAGGUGGAACAAGAGAAAUGGAAUGGGAGCCGUCUGCCGCAGAAACACCAUCCCGUUCUGCUCUGGAUGGGCUGGGGCUGUCAGCAGAGAUGACUUCUCCUGGCCCUCCAGGACAGGGGGAAGGAGCAGCCUGUGACACUGCUGGGCUGGCGAGACAGGGGGAGCAGGAUGUCCAACCCACCAGCGAUGGACACGAGACCAAACAAGUCCUCCCUGUUUCCAGCAAGUGGGCGGGUGAAGCCGAUGAAUUAUCAUCCCUUCGCUUUCCAGAGAAGCUUUGGAAAAUGGUGGAAAGCGACCAGUUUCAGUCCAUUUGGUGGAGUGACCAUGGAAGAUGCAUUGCCAUCAAUGAAAAGCUCUUCCAAGAGGAGGUGCUGGGCAACGGAGGAUCUCUGCGGGUUUUUGCCACGCAGAACAUCAAGAGUUUCAUUCGGCAGCUGAACCUCUAUGGAUUCACCAAAAUACAACAGGAUUUCGAGAGAUCUGCCUCCCUGCCCGAAUUCCUGGCAGAAGAAGCAGCAGCUGCCGCUCACAGCCAGAUCCUCUACUACUACAACCCCAGCUUCAUCCGAGAACAUCCCCAGCUGCUGGAAAGGUGCCAGAGGAGAGUCGCCCUCAAACGCAGAGCCCAGCACAUACCGGCGAUGGAUGAAGGACGCCCCUCCAGCAGCCCCGGUGCUCAGACUGCGGGGGACCCGCGGGCGUCCCCACCCGCCAAGCGAUGGGCUGAAGCAGCUCCCGGCCCCGGCAGCGCCCGUCCACCUCCAGCGGCAGCUGCUCCCGCGCUCCCGUGGCCCGUCGGAGCAGCCGGCAGGGAGAGGGUCCCCCCGCUGGCCCUCUGCUUCCUGCCACCGCCCGGCACCCAAACCCCGGGUGGCCUCCAGGCUGCUGCUCAGGCUCCUCCACCGUUUGCAGGGGCCACGCUGGCAGCAGCCUCAGCUCUGCUGGGGCCAAGGCCACCCCACUGCCCCACCUGCACCUGCAGAUGCCCCGGUCCUGCACAGUGA